CUCCAUCCACAAUCCUCCCCGAAUCGCCGUCAGUCGCCAACCUCUCUCCCCUCCAAACCCUAGCUAGCUCCCCCAAUCCCUUCUCCACCGAGAUCCGAUCUCGCCGCCCUUACCGGCGAGACCGUCGCCGCCAUGGCCUCCGGCGGCAACCCCAACCCGACCGGCGCCCCGACUCAGCCGCGCCCACCGCAUCCGCAGCAGCAGCCUCAACCGGGCGGCUCACCGGCAACGCCCAUGACCCACCUCCGCCCUCCCUCCCACGCCGGCUCCCCCUUCCAGGGCCUCUUCCACACGCCGCCCACCCACAACCCCGCCUUCCAGAUCCACAUGGGCGCUUCGUCCUCGCCCCAGACUCCGCUCAUGCCCGCCACCGCAGGCUCGGCCAAGCGGCCCCCGCAGAAGCCCCCCGUCCGGCCCCCGGCCCCCGGUUCUACCUCGUCGGCCGCGGCAGCCUCGGCGGCUGCCGCGUACAAGGCUGCGGCUGCGGCGGCGGCCGUGGCCAACUCCGGGGGCGUCGACCUUACCCCCGCCGCGCGGCGCAACAAGAAGCGCAAGCUCCCCGAGAAGCAGCUCCCUGACCGCGUCGCCGCGCUGCUCCCAGAAUCCGCGCUCUACACGCAGCUGCUCGAGUUCGAGGCCCGCGUGGACGCCGCGCUCGCGCGGAAGAAGGUAGACAUCCAGGAGGCGCUCAAGACACCGCCCUCGCUCCAGCGCACACUCCGCAUCUACGUCUUCAACACCUUUGCCAACCAGGGGCCGCGCACCAUCCCACCACCCAAGAAUGCCGAUCCGCCAACCUGGUCGCUCAAGAUCAUUGGUCGUGUGCUGGAGGACGGCGCCGAGCUGGAUCCUGCCAGUGUUGUGCCCAAGCACAACCCAGUGUACCCCAAGUUCUCUCAAUUCUUCAAGAGGGUGACGAUUGCACUGGACCCGUCUCUGUACCCAGAGAAUCCCCUCAUCAUCUGGGAGAAUGCACGAACAGCUGCCCAGCAGGAAGGGUUUGAGGUAAAGAGGAAAGGGGAUAAGGAGUUUGUUGCAAACAUCCGGCUGGAGAUGAACUACAACCCUGAGAAGUUCAAGCUGUCACCUCCGCUUAUGGAGGUGCUUGGGGUGGAGGUGGACACUCGUGCACGGGUGAUUGCUGCCCUCUGGCAGUAUAUUAAAGCAAAGAAGCUUCAGAACCCAAAUGAUCCUUCCUUCUUCAUGUGUGACCCUCAAUUGAAGAAGGUGUUUGGGGAGGACAAGCUCAAGUUUGCAAUGCUGUCACAGAAGAUAUCUCAGCAUCUGACUGCCCCGCCACCCAUCAACUUGGAGCACAAGAUUAAGCUUUCAGGGAAUGGAGCGCAUAGCAGUGCUUGCUAUGAUGUGCUGGUGGAUGUUCCAUUCCCGCUGCAGAAAGAGAUGAUGGCGUUCCUUGCCAACACAGAGAAGCACAAGGACAUUGAGGCUUGCGAUGAGGUGAUAUCUGCUUCGAUCAAGAAGAUCCAUGAGCACCGCAGGAGGAGAGCGUUCUUCCUGGGUUUCAGCCAGUCCCCAGUGGAGUUUAUCAAUGCACUGAUAGCUUCCCAGAGCAAAGAUUUAAAGCUGGUCGCCGGCGAGGCGAAUAGGAAUAUUGAGAAGGAAAGACGUGCUGACUUCUAUAACCAACCAUGGGUUGAAGACGCCGUUAUAAGAUACUUGAACCGCAAACCGGCUAAUGAGGGCUCAGGUGGUGGUGCUGGUGGUUCUUGAGGCGUGGAUUUCUUCUAGUGCUGUUUUGGUGUAGAAACAAAUUAUCUGUUCUGUAUUGCUAGUAAAAUUCAGACGUAUUAGCAAAGAGAUUUGUUCAGUGUUGUGAAAGGAUGUUCAGGCUAGUCGUUGUAUGUUGUGUUCUAUAUUGUCUAACUAUCGUGGAAGUAUAAUGCCAAGUGCUGAACUUAACCAUAA
Molecule: messenger RNA, 1926 nt
Organism: Sorghum bicolor (sorghum)
Lineage: Eukaryota; Viridiplantae; Streptophyta; Magnoliopsida; Poales; Poaceae
Product: SWI/SNF complex component SNF12 homolog
Exons: 2
Coding region: 133-1731 (532 amino acids)
Biological process (GO): regulation of transcription by RNA polymerase II
Cellular component (GO): nucleus; SWI/SNF complex
Source: RefSeq, a predicted model, not a curated record